GCAAUGUUGUUACAAGACAGUUGUGAUCAUGAACAUGAUAAGGAUGCAUCAUUGGCUAAUAAAGAAUGUAAAGUUAUGGUGACUUCAGAAAGCAUACCCAAAUGUACUGUAUUUGAUUCUUGGAUGAAUGUUGAAACUUUCUUAGAAGAAUAUAGAAGAAGAAAUGAAAAAUACAAACCCAAUAAGAAUCAACAAAGAAAACAAAGAAUUACAAAAACUAAAAAGAUUAAUUGUCCAUGGCACAUAAAUCUUUCUUAUAGGGAAGCUGAAACUCUUAUAUCUAUUACUAUAUUUGUAAAUGAACAUAACUAUAAUAUUACCUUUGAUACACAAGAAUUCAGAAAUAAAUACUGCACUCUUACUGAAGAUGCAUUAAGAGAAGUAGAAAUUAUAACAAAAUAUGAGUGCCUUUCUAUUACAGCACAGUGGAAUCUACUAAAAGGAUGUUUUCCUGAUUUGCAUUUCUAUAAUAGUGAUCUUAACAAUGCUAUUCAAAAAUUUAAAAGAAAAGAAACAGUAAAUAGAAUAACUGAUGCAUUAGACCUGCUUAAUUACUUAUUAGCCAACAAGAUGAAUGAUCCUAGGUGA
This is a messenger RNA of Cetraspora pellucida, 588 nucleotides long. Lineage: Eukaryota; Fungi; Glomeromycota; Glomeromycetes; Diversisporales; Gigasporaceae. The record is from the annotation of a GenBank genome assembly.